CAUUACUGGUUGUGAUGUCGUGAUGUGAGAUGUGAGCAUAGUCGAAUAUGCAUUCUCCGUUCUGAUUCAGGUCAUUUGCAAUUAUGAGUCUUCUCCCAUUAUUUUUAAUUAUUCAAUACACGAACCUAUAUUAAAAAAUCGAAGUGCACUUUUGAAACGUGACGGACAUAAGCGGUACACUAUAAAUCCACUCAUUAACUUAUAAAAUGGUUGAGGAUCAGGCAAAGGACCACAGCUCUAGAACAAAUGAGAAAGCAAACAAUAAAUUCACAGAAUCAUUAGGACUGACAACCACUAUUGCUCUUGAAACUCUGCAACGUGAUAUUAAGAGAGUUUUGCAAGAGUAUGAAGAAGAAUGCAGAAGAAACAAAAAAUAUAAAGCUUGGCUAAAGGACACUUUACAUCAUCGUAGUCAGUACACAACCUUGUGUUGGACUUCAGCAAUUGCGCUUUUGAUCAAUGCCAUUAUCCUUGUCAUUGAAUUCUUCACAGUCAACGAGACAUGGUACUUUACACUGCCUUACGAAGGACUGACAGUCUGUUGUUUAGUAGUUUUAAAUUUUAUUUUAGUUGUAUCAGAUAACAAAUUACGUCACAAAGAAAUUCCUCAUAGAGUACGAAUACUUCUUGACCAACUAGAAGUUGCAAAACAUUCUUGCCAAUGGGAAUCUGAAAAUUACCCACAUUUAUGCAGUCCAUUAUCUCCCUGUUUAACUUUACAAUGGACAUACCGUGAUGGUCACAUAGUCAACUUGCCAUGGGCAUUAUUGGUUGCUGGAGACAUAAUUGUAAUAAAACCUGGACAACAAGCACCCGGAUACUGUGUCCCCUAUGAUGAUGCAGAUGCACCAGUGCUACAUGUAAGAGAAGUGUACAGUCCUCAAGUUCAUAGUGCAAAUGAAAUAUUUUCAACACCACAGGCACGGGCUCCAUUGAAGAACAAAAUUUACAAACUUCAAGAAACCCCAUAUUUGAUGAAUCUCAGAAUGGCUUUUGAUCAAGCUCUCGACAGACCAGUCACAUAUCAUAAUCGCAAGCGACACCUUUUAAUGAUAUGUUGUAUCGAACAACUCGCCUACCCAGUUCUUUUAGUUAUUUUGUUAAUUGUAAAUUUAUUCCGGUAUUUAUAUUUGUACGAAUACUUUGGCGUUGGUCACUGGAACGAAAUGUUUCUGUUGCAACCAAUUGCCAUUAGCAUUCCCCUACUUCCAUUAGUAUUUCCGAUUUGUUGGAUUUUUCUAAACUGUUUUGGAAUGGCGCGGUUUAAAGCUUUAUUUAAACUUUAUCAGUCUUCGAAAAAACUCCAGUUUGUCGAUCCGUUUGAGGAUACUGAUAUUUCUGGCCCAAGUUAUCCAGAGGUGGUGUACAACUGGAUGGAACUGAAAGAAUAUUUUUUCAAUAUUCUUCUUGGUAAGGAGCACAUGAUGUCCAGAUCUGCGAGUAUCUUACACGUUUUAGGAUCAGUCACGGCAUUAUGUUGCGUGGAUAAAAAAGGAAUUCUUUCAUGGCCUAAUCCAACAGCAGAGAAGGUAUUCUUCCUACGCAAUGCCAAUACUUUGUCUCCAACUUCAAGCACUGGUAGUCUAGAUAAGACUUCUGAACAUCACUGCCAAACUCAUACAGAUGAUUCUAAACAGUAUUCUAAUAAAACAUCUUAUGUUCAACAUGACAUGUCUCAUUCAACAGCUGAAGUUUUGGAUCUUACCCAUGACCAUGCUCUACCAUUUCGUCUACAGUUUGAUGAUCAUGCUUGGAGGCAGCAUUUGAACUCGUUGAAACCGCUAGGUUUAGCGAUUCUACUCAACACAUGUAACAUGCAAACGCAAGAGCAUUAUAUGCAGUUCUGUUGUCAUGUCACUUGCGAAGCUCUGUACAAUGAGAAUCUUGUUCCGGUUACGAACAGACGCUACCAGGAUCACAGUGUAGAAGAUAAAAGUGGGUAUCAGGCAAAAGAUACAAUACAAAGUUCAAGACAAGUGUAUUUAGUGGACGAAUCAGGGAGCCUUGGACAGAUGUGGUGCCUGUGUGAGUUAGCGAAGCAGAUAGGUUUCCAAGACCAGGCACAACAUAUAUUCCAAUUGGAGCAACAAUUGUCCACGUUUAGGCAUGUUCAACCGGAAAUGGUUCGCCGUGACAUAAAGUUCGCAAGGUCCUUAAGCAUUGCAACGAAGUUGAAGUUCCCUUUUCCGCAUAUGGUCGCCGUAGUAGUUAAGGAACGCACUGGAGGCGGUUUACAAUUACUUACACAGGGUACAGCAGACAUAAUUUUGGAUUCGUGUAUUGAGUUUUGGGAUGGUCACGAUCUCUGUCCACUUUCCGCGUCCGAUAGAAAAAAGGUGCAAGACUUUUAUCAAAGGACAAGCUUAACAUCAUACUGCACUGCAUUUGCAUACAGACCAUUAACGCGUGGUAUUAGCAGUAAAAUGUCUAAAAUAUACUUAGAACUUCCUGCAGAUAGCAAACAUUUGUACACACCCCAUAGAAGCCCCACUCCAUUGCCCUGGGACUUUAGAAAUGUUCUUGAUCCCCGAGUGAAAGGCAUACUUGGACAAUUUCAUUCAACUGACUCCUUGUUGUGCAAUGAAAAUAAGGACGACAACAUAAGUGAUGUAGAAAGUUGUUUUGAAAUUCAAUGCAACCAAGUCUUCAUUGGAAUGGUCACAAUGCAGUAUCAAGCACAAACGGAUAUGGUUCAAUUGAUCGAACAAUUGGACAGAGCAUGCAUACGAUUCGUACACUUCAGCAAAGAGAACGAACUGCGGUCUCGGGUGUUCUCGGAGAAGAUGGGUCUGGAAAGCGGAUGGAAUUGUCAUAUUUCGUUGCUCAGUGAAAGAGCUAGGAGACAGCAAUGGCUGGAGAGAUAUCCACACAUGACCCCAUCGUAUAUGUCCGAGAGUCCAGUGGGUUGGUGGGUGAGCCAGGCAGCAGCCAUGUCCUCACCCACUCCCUCGGCCCAAUCUCAUCAGCAUAAUUACUCCUGCAUGGAUGAGGCCAGCCACUUGCUUAAUCGUGUCUCUCCUCGCACCAAUCUGGACACCAGCCGUGCCAUGAGCAUGUCCGCACCGAGUGCCAUAAAUACGGACUUCUCGACCGUCAAGUUCGACGACGAGACCACCGAGUGGAACGACACCGGAUUGUCUCAAGUGAAGAGUGCCAUGAGCCAUAGUCUAAAUCACCUAGUACAAAGGAUCACGAGAACUGGAUCGCCACACUUUUUGGAACAGGAUACGGUGAGAAGCGAGGACAGUGUGCUGGUGCAAAGUGUAGAUUUAGGAUCUGGCCAGGAAGCGUGGCGGUCACUAAGCUGUCUUACGGAUAGCACGGAACAAAGUGCUCCUGUUAAUUUCGACUUAUCCAACAGAGCGAAGCUACCAAGAGGCAUCGACAAAAUUCGACCACACCUGGAACUAAUAGACAACGUUCCCUUACUGGUGUCAUUGUUCACCGACUGCAACACAACGGUCACUAGGGAAAUGCUGCACAUCAUGCAGGAUUAUGGAGAAGUUGUUUGCGUGCUUGGCUCCUCCGCUAACGCAGAGAACAUGCCAAUAUUCAUGCAAGCGGACGCAGGGGUCGCCGUGGAACCGUUGUACCCACAAGUUUGCCAGAGAAUUCCUGUACUAACUCUAACGAGAGAAGACCAAGGCCCAUCUCCGGUCGACAUAAGCAGAGCGUUGAACUCUGUUGCGUGCUCGUUGAGCGUGAAGCGCGAGGAUCCGAUCGCCAUAUUCCAUUUGAUUAUGGAGGCUCGUCAUUACAUGAAGUGCCUCUGGAAUUGCGUGCAAUUCUGGGUCUGUUGCACGGUCACACUCUCCUUCACGCAAGCUCUGUCCAGCUUCCUGCUGCUGCCGCCAUUGUUCUCCGUCGAUCAGGUCUUAUGGUUGAGUUGCUUAAUCAUUCCAAUGCUAUCGAUAUCAAUGAUCGCCACGCCGAAAGACACCACUAUAAUGCAACGUGCCACUGGCAAGAAUCAGUGCACCAUAAACGGACAAAUCGCAUUGUUCGUUCUGUGGUGCUACGGUAGCAAGUUUCUACCCACGAUUAUAACUAUAGUUUUAUCGCAGUGUAUCUCGUUUAUGACACUGUGCCCCAUUUACGCGAACAUGGACGCCAAGUGUCUUUACGUGUACCCCGAGUCCAGGGGUGAGGUGCCAUGGGGUGGCUGGGGUGCCAAACCAAAUGUCGUCUUAGUGGUACAGCAUUUUGCUUUGUCGUUGUUAGUUUUACAUUUAGUAACGAUAUCCGUAGGCUUUGUACAUAGAGAGUACUCUAUUUGGAGGAAACUACCUUUCAACAAUUUCGUGUGGUUCUUAAGUGCAUUUAUAACUCUGUGCGCACAAGCAGCAUUCUCGGGGGCUGUUUUCUGCUCGUUCUGGAAAGAGGAGGGUGAGAAAAUCACGGAUUUUCCGCUUCAUCUUCCUCUGUUCUUCUUGAGUUCUCUGCCCCUUAUUUUUGCCGUUAACGAGUUGAUUAAGUGGCAAGAGAUUAAAGUGAACGUGAGGUAUCAGAAGAGAGCUCGGCUGGAAUUCGGUACGAAGCUCGGUAUGAAUUCGCCGUUUUAGGAAAUUUUAACUAACUGUUAAACGAAGUGAGAAGCCUCGGGCGGUUGAAACAAUCGGACAGAGUUUUAAUCGAACUUAUUACCGCCGCAGUGACACACCGUAUUACACUGGGAACCGAGCAGUGAUUAAUUUAUUUUACGUUUGUCACGAACGCGUGAGAGCUAACCAUUUCGCUGAAGAAUGUGAAUUUCCUUUAGAUAGCGAGAAUGAGGUGUCUAUAAUUACUCGACUAAUUAGGAGAAACGGUUCGGCACUUCGUGGGUGUUUCGAAGGAUCCUCGAUUCGAGGAGUUGAAUGAACUGCGGGAAGUUUUACAGCCUUGCAAGCCAACUGUAUUUAACAAUCGACACGGGAUAACGUUUAAAAAAAAAAAGAAGAAGAAGAACGGUAGAAUUGUUUUUUCGUGAUUCGACAAAUGAAUAUCAAAGUAUUUCUAUUUUUGUAUAAUACGAAUAACAAUAUUUUCUAUUUUAAGGGUCGUGCUGAGAAGCGUUAGCACGUACUGUUUCGAGCUUACAAGCUGUCGCGUACUUAACUAUGAUUUUAGGUUGAUUUUAGAUUAAUUAAGUUGGUGCUAUUCGAUUUUUUCGUCAAAAUUGUUCUACGAGAGAUUCUCUUAGGUGCGAUUCAAGUUAUUUAUACGGAGGAACGAAUUUUAUAUUUUAGAGCGCGUAUAUAUAUUUAUGGGGGACGAGCUACAUAUUUGUAUUUCGAUCAUUUUUAUUUAAUAUUUAUUACAGAGAAAGUAGCAACACUUGCGAAAGAACAUGAAAUGGUUUCAUACUGUUGGCAUUAAUUCAAAUAAGCCGAUCAUUGUUUAUACCGGAUGCGAACGGGUAUAUUGCUACUUUUAACGUUUUGUCGUGUUCCUAUAGAGAAUAAUAAUUGAAUUUUAGAAAAUUAUCUAGCGUCCUGCUUUAACAAGGUUUUUUUUUAGGGAUACUUUCCGACGUUACGUUGCGUGACUAGUAGAGUCGCUAUUUUACAUUUGUAUUUUCACCGAGUGGCUUCGCGAGUCACUGUAACUAUAAUGUAAAUUAACGAUAAAUUAGAUUUUAAAUUAGUCUAUUACAGAGAAGAGAUAUAACGUAACGUUUCGGCGUUUUUUAUUAAUCGUAAAGAUUUGUGAUAGAAUUUUAUCUCCGAUUUUAUUCGAACUGCAUUCAGAGGUUGUACAAUUAUAAAGUGACGUUUUCGUAUCACCUCGGUUCAUCGUAUGUACGUUGUUCAUUUAUACAACCGUAUUUAAACUCGAUGCAGACCACCUACAAUCCGAGCUUAAUUCGGAAAACGAAUGAUAUCGGUUGUAAAAAGAAAAAAAUGACUUCUGCGAAAUUAUCAUUUUACGUCUAUCACCGAUUAUUUUUACGUUCGACUUUCAUAGACGUGAUUGGGUAAUUAAGUUAAGCGUAACUGAUUGUAAAGAAAUUUGAAAGUUCAAAAAUAAAAUUGUCCUUGAUAUUAAUA
Messenger RNA from Megalopta genalis, 6029 nucleotides. Its product is annotated as transmembrane protein 94-like protein l(2)k05819. NCBI's taxonomy places the organism in Eukaryota, Metazoa, Arthropoda, Insecta, Hymenoptera, Halictidae. The record is from RefSeq and is a predicted model, not a curated record. Gene Ontology annotation, molecular function: nucleotide binding.